ACACUAGGAUUGACGGCUGCUUUAUCAAUCUACUUUAAGUAUAUGGUUUACGCACAUAAAAUAAAAAAUCAUAGAUUCGAUAGGCAAAGUGCGCCACAUUUAUAGCAUACACGGACAGAAAUGUUCCAGUUAUGAUUUUUGCUUUUUUUAUUAUUUGCUUUUAUUUAGUAGUGUUUUCUCAAGAAAGAUUACCAUAUGAUGUAACUACCGCUAAUCAGGUCGUUCUCAUAAACUCCGACGAGGACGAGUUGAGCCAAGCAAUGCUUCUAAUAGACAUGCUGAAAACAGGUACGUAUACGAGUCAAUUAUAUAACGUAUAAGUAUACUUAGUUUCCUGGUUACGAUAAAUAUUACAGAAUUACCUAAUUAAAUUCUUUCCUAGAUUACCUUAAACAAUUACGACAAAAUUAUGAAGUAGCCGAGAAUGUUACCGCGAUUGUCGAACAAUCCACUUGCGCAGCGGCUACUGGUCUGGAAAAUGAAAUGUCUGGAUCGACGCUAAAUCCAACCAUUGCCACUUUAUCUACAACUACACCCAUAGUACCAUUAGUACCUCAUGAGGAGAACAGAGUUCCCACACCCAAUAAAGACGAGGCGGCAUGGCAGGAAUGGCACCCCCCGAUGGUUCACGCCGCGCCCAUGUAUCCGUUGCGGUGGGCAGACCACGGCACCACGAGUGUUUACAGCUACACGAUGCCGUUGUACGAUGCACCUAAUCCAUCACGACAACAGCCAGGUCCAGUACGUCCACCACUAAGGCCUUGGAGACGUUUCUUUUCCGAUUCUUUUUUUUACGAUGUACAUCCUCUUCGAUUUCCUAAAUUUCCACCUAAUAGAAGAGCAGACCAUCCGACAACACUAAGAACUACUAGAUCUACUAUCGCUCAAAAGACGGCAACAACAGAGAGACCUACAAAAAGUACUAAGAGUAUUAAACGCACACCUUCAACAUCCUCUAGUAAAGCCACUUGGAAUUCUCUACGCACCUCUAAUGGCCAUACAUUGCGGCAACGACCUUCUAAGAAGGCUCCAUUCCAAAAAAAGACUUCCCCGUACAUCCAAAAUACCGAUCCAGUAGAAGCAGAGGUAGCUUCAGAACUUUUAAAAGAAUUCAAACUGAUAAAUAUUACUCCAAACACCAAAAUGAGAAAAACCGUAGCUGUAGUCAGCACAAGCACAGAAUAAUUUGUAGGUUGCAGAGAAAAUGUACAACUCGGCGCUUUCUAUCCUCAAUGUCAUAGAUACCUACCUACGUACCUAAGUUAUUAUUUAAAAAAAUUGUCUUUUAUUUACCUAUUUCAGUUUAUAUAAAUUUUUAUAUAUGCAGUAGUGUGACUAGGUACUUAAAAAACGAAAAACAGUAUUCAAUAAUAAUAAUUUUAUUUGUUUCCUAGUUGCACUAAUUUAUGAAGCUACCUAUUUAAAAAGAUGACCGCAUAAAGUUACCAACUUAUAAACCUCAUGCUUACUUCUGCAGAACUUUUUCUAUUUUCUAAUGCUAGAAAACGCAAAAACAUUUCAAAUAUACUAUGUAUGUUGUAGCAAGUUGUAGAUAACUAAAUAAUAUAGUACCUACAUAUUUUUUCGGGUUAUUCCCAAUAGUUAUCACCAAGUUGUUACCAGUAGUUACUACUGGGAAUUUUUUCCCAUCUUUUACCAGUGGUAACUACUGGGAAAAAAUCAAACCAAGUUGGUGGUAACUAGUGGAAUUUUUUCCUAGUAGUUACCACUGGUAAAAGGAGGGAUUUUUUUUCCCAGUAGUUACCCCCAAAAUUUGGUUAGCGUACAAUACUAAUAAAAACAGUAUUUACCACUAGUAACAACUUGGUGGUAACUAGUGGGAAUAACCCGCCAUUUCGUAUGACUGAUCUAUGACGUAGUCGUCCUAUCAGCCAAAACUUGCUUUUUGUGACGAGGCAAUUAACAAAAGUAGCUAGAAAAAAAACGCCCUUGUUCGACGAUGUAAUUCUUGUAGAUAUACUUAUUCUUGGAUUGCCAAUACGUGAUGACACUGAUGACGAUUGUCAAGCGUGGUAGAGGAGACUAACCUUUGGGUAAGCGAAAACUAUAAACUUAACACCUUUUUAUAUGGUUAAGUAAUUUCGAUCACGUUUUGCAUCUUACCUCUUUCUUAUCAAUUUUAUUUGUUAACAGUUUCCGUUACAGAUUACGAGCAUGGCUGCACAUAAAAUUCAUGCGCCAAGUGGGAAGUCAAUUUCACUUCUGUGUGUGUGUUCUAUGUGAUACCCAUACAGUGUUUUAGUUAUGAUGUACAUAAUUUUAUCUGGACUUAUACUGUGUUUCGUAGCGAUUCAACCAGGAUUACUCGAUGUCGCAACCAAUGAUGUUCCCUUGGAGACGGACGACGACAGAUUAAAUCAGGCUUUGCUUUUAGUAGAAAUCCUGAAGUCAGAGUAUCUUAAACUGCUGCGAGAGCGUUCUGGAGGAGCUGCGACGGACACCGUCACUGUAGAGCAGUCGACCUGCGCGACUACCGCCGAAUCGUUUUUCUCCACAGAUAAACAAAAAACCGAAAUGCUGAUUUCAAGUCCUAACACAGUGGCCGGGAUACCAAGGAGACAUCCGAAGUAUCCUGCCCUGGUGUACACCGCUGCACCUCCCGACCCGUGGGGAUGGCCGGUACCAGGAACACCGGUCCCUUCCAGGCGAUUCUAUAACAUAAUGCCUGAGCCAGUACCACCCAUUUAUCCGAAUAUGCUCCCAUAUCCACGCCGAUUUUUUCGACGUAACUUUCCGGAAUACUCAUACUAUUAUGGACCCUAUAGAAGAAGUGAUAAUUACGAUGAAAAUCGUGAAGUAACGGCUAAAGCUAAAGAAAUUAAAACAAGUACAACUACUAAGAAAAUAGCAUCUUCAACGUGGAAAGCUACAAGGAAUACCAGCCAGUUAUUUGCCGGUAGUCGCCGACGUUUUAAUACGCAUUUGCAGAGAAGUAACUACCAAAAUCCACGCAGGUCACAAGUUUCGGAGCAGGUGCAAAAGUCUGGAUUGAAAGAAAUCGCAGAUAAUGAAAAUAAUAAAACAGCCAACACAAGCAGUCCAAUUGCAAGCUCUGCUAUUAUAACGACAAAAAUAACAGAUAGAAGUAACACCACUACGAGCAACAAAUGGAAAUUACACCAUACAAUCAAACCGAAAGUGCCAUCCACUCCGGCAACUAUAGAUAAAUGGCCGGCGUUCCUAUUCAAAUCGACAUUAAGGGUAUUUUUAGAAAACAGCACACCCCUGCCAAUACCCCUGCCAGAAAACAAUGCGUUUUGUUUUACAAAUCCCAGAAAUGCACUGUGUCGUUCUCCCUAAAGUAAGAAUAAUUAAAAAUGUUUUCAUAAUAGGCCUUUGUAGGCUGUUACACACAAAAUUAGAUUUUUAUACCAUUUAGCUUAGUUUAAGUAAAUACCUUUUCUGAAAAUAGGUACCUAAAAUAUAUUCUUCAUUUUGAAAAUAUUUUAUUAUGCAUACAAAUAA
This is a messenger RNA of Cydia pomonella (codling moth), 3486 nucleotides long. RefSeq lists its product as uncharacterized. The coding region runs from base 2266 to 3321 and encodes 351 amino acids. The record is from RefSeq and is a predicted model, not a curated record. NCBI's taxonomy places the organism in Eukaryota, Metazoa, Arthropoda, Insecta, Lepidoptera, Tortricidae. The transcript has 11 exons.